Anguilla rostrata (American eel) is the source of this 3334-nucleotide messenger RNA. RefSeq names its product Golgi phosphoprotein 3-like A. Gene Ontology annotation, cellular component: trans-Golgi network; Golgi cisterna; cytosol. The record is from RefSeq and is a predicted model, not a curated record. The transcript is spliced from 5 exons. The coding region runs from base 230 to 1078 and encodes 282 amino acids. Gene Ontology annotation, biological process: Golgi to plasma membrane protein transport; retrograde vesicle-mediated transport, Golgi to endoplasmic reticulum; Golgi organization. Gene Ontology annotation, molecular function: phosphatidylinositol-4-phosphate binding. NCBI's taxonomy places the organism in Eukaryota, Metazoa, Chordata, Actinopteri, Anguilliformes, Anguillidae.
CAGGAAGUUUUAUAUAUUUACUUAGCAGGGACUCUAGGAAGUAGCUAGCAAGCCAAAUAGCUUGCUAUAUAGCCUGUCGGACGAGCUGUCAACGCAGAAAAAGUUUGGAUGAAACAUUUAACUGAUCUCUAAAACAGCCAAAUAAUACGGAAUACAAAGAUUCUGACAGAGGACGUGUUCCCGGUUCCGCCCAGCUGUAGCCCAGGUGUCCAGGCCGGCAGGAGGCAGGAUGAGCACACUGACCUACCGGAACCGUCGGACUGAGGCCCCGCCGGUGAGGCGAGAGGAGGAGGACAGCGACGCGGGCCGGGGGGACGUCCCGGAGGAGGACCAGGACGACUCCAAGGACAUCCGCCUCACCCUCAUGGAGGAGAUCCUGCUCCUCGGCCUGAAAGAUAAGGAGGGCUACACGUCCUUCUGGAACGACUGCAUCUCCUCGGGGCUCCGCGGCUGCAUCCUGAUCGAACUGGCCCUCCGGGGCCGCGUCUACCUGGAGCCCGCCACCAUGAGGAAGAAGGGUCUCCUGGACCGCAGGGUGCUGGUGAAGUCCACCGCCCCCACCGGAGACGUUCUCCUGGACGAGGCGCUGAAGCACAUGAAAGCCACGGAGCCGCCGGAGUCGGUGCAGAGCUGGAUCGACCUCCUCACAGGGGAGACGUGGAACCCCAUGAAGCUGCACUACCAGCUGCGGAACGUGCGGGAGCGCCUGGCCAAGAACCUGGUGGAGAAGGGCAUCCUGACCACGGAGAAGCAGAACUUCCUGCUGUUCGACAUGACCACGCACCCGGUGACCAACACCACGGAGAAGCAGCGGCUGGUGCGGCGCGUGCAGGAGACCCUGCUGGAGCGCUGGACCAACGAGGCGCGGCGCAUGGACCGCCGCGCCCUGGCGCUGCUGGUGGUGGCGCACGCCUCCGACGUGCUGGAGGGGGCGCUCACGCAGCUGCCCGACGACCGCUACGAGGUGGCGUCCGGCCGCUCGCGCGCGCUGCUGGACAGCGACCCCGACGUGGAGAGCAGGAAGCCGCAGGCCUGCGAGAUGAUCUGGGCCGUCCUGGCGGCGUUCAACAAGGCCUGAGCCCCCACGCCGCCCCCUUAACCCCCGCUGCUCAUUCAGCACCCCCUCCCCCCCACCCCCACCUAUGUCAUCACAGACUCAUCUCUUUGAACAAUCUCCCCAAACCCUGUCACAGCUGUCCCCUAAAACUCGUGGGGGUGGGGCUUAAUUAAAGGGAGGGUGGGGGGUGAGGCUGGGAGGGGAGUGAAGUUGAAGUCUGCAGCCUUUUUGAAACCUGGCUUUUUUUUUUUGUUGCUGUUGUCCUACUUUUCCUCGGGCGUCCAACCUUCAAGAGUGCUUUCUAAAACCUGCCCUUCCGGAACUCUGGGGUCGUUACUACAAAAUUGGCUGUCUUCGAAGAUGCCUGAUUUUGUCUCUAUUUUAUUUUAUUUUAUUUUUGUUUGUUUUGUUUCGUUUUUUUAAAAUCUGAUGUUUUGUCUACUUCCUUGGGACGGCAUCUCAAAUGGGAAGUACGGUAACGGAGAGGCACCAAAUACUUCCCCGACAGCCUCAAACUGCUGUUAUCUCUUUGUUACUGUCUGAAAGAUGGCACUAUCUAUUUGCCCUCUUAUGUUGUGUUUAAUGUAUUUUAAACACUCUCUAGGUGCAAGUAAAUACGUUUUUUUUUGUUGCACAUUUUGUACAUUGUCCUGGGGCUUAAGGGCACUAGGGACCGUGGAGGAAUGAAGUUUGCUGGCAUACAUUUACUUGGCACAGCAGCAGCAGCAGAAGAAGAAGAAGUAGAAGCAAAGAAGAAGCUGUAAAAAUCUGAGCUGCUUGCUUUCUGCCCAGGGGGAACACAGACUUAUGGGUAAAACUUUUACAGCAUCUCCAGUUCUUUUUUUUUUUCUCUUUUAGAUUCCCUCUCUUAUGUUUUAUGGGGCUAUACUGCCAGAACCUGUGUACUGUAGAAAAUAUGAAUGUAUUUAAAUGAAGGGCUUUUGACGAAAGGACUUUCCCUUGGUAAAUAUCUGUUGUUUGACUGCCCUUUUUUUGGAAAGAGGAUAAACAACAAUGAAAGGUGCCUGAAUGAAAUGUAUAUGUCGUUGGAUAUAUAUUUUCUAAGGCAUGCUAUUACUGAUUAUAAUAUUUUUGUUAAUUGCUAAAGGUUAUCUUGAACAAAGUCUAUCGUCCAGGUGGAUCCACAAGCCAACUGGGGUCCUGAACAGUUUGUAUUUAGCUGUCUCUGUUGAAGCCUGUCUGUUUAUGAAUGAAUGAAUGAAUGAAUUCUUUUGGGUUUAUUUUAUUUUAUUUUUACAAAAAAAUGUAUGAUUUAUUAAGUGAAUUCUUACAUGGCUAUACAAUAGUUGCAACUUCAGUUCUAAAUUUUAACUUAUUUCUUUCUUUAAUAUAUACAUGAUAAUACCUGUGAGAUACUUGCUUUGUUAGGAGACCAGCCUUCUGAGAAUGUCCUCAGAAAUAAUGAAACAUUUUCAAAGUGCGCCUGGGAAAUCUGCAACUUGCCUUGUGGAACGCCAAGCAUGUGAAAACGACUUGCAGGCCCCAGUGAUUGAAGGGUUCUCUGGUUUCUAAUGUUCCUUUUUGAAUUCUUCACACAAGAAUUUAGUGAAGAAUUUGGACGUCUCAGUUCAGGCCAGCUAGCUGUCGAUUGAUUCAAUCAAUCAGUCAAUCAAAUUUUAUUUGUAUAGCGUAUUUAACAGCAGUUGUCACAAUACGCUUCUCAGACAACCCUGGCCUAAACCCCCACAGGCGCAAGCCCUAAAUCAGCAGUGGCAAGGCAAAACUCCCUGUGGCAGACGGGAAGAAACCUCGGAAAGGAACCAGGCUCAAGCGGGAAACCCGUCCUCCUCUGGUCGGCUCAGGGUGCCUGCUGGAAACAGUUGGCUGAAGCGGUAGCCUUUGUGCCGGUGCAGAAGAAUAAAAACACGCGAGGGCACGCGCGUUAUCGCUGGGAAGAGUGCGGUUUAUUGCGGGCGCUCAGUCUUAGUAGAGUCUCUGCUCCGUUUCCUGUGUCUGUGCCUUUUUGCUCAUCUGAGUAAUUAUAUAUUUGUGUUUUAUUAUGUUGUUAAAUUUGAGCAUGUCGUCUCUACUGGCUAACAUUACCAGGCACCUUAGGACUGGGCAUUGCUGAGAAAAACUGCACUGUAUUUACGAUAAAAUAUGAAGUGCUUACAAGUUAUUUCUCUGUUUGUGUACAUGGGUUAUUUUUGAUGAUGUCUUAUACUGCACAACAGCUCCCCCUCUGGUGAAUAUCGUUCCCACUCGUGGGACCACACAGCACUGCUCUUGUGAGAGACUAAAUGUGUUCUCAUGCAC